AUGGAAUCUAGAGUCAGGGGGCAAUUAGAUUUUGUUUCUUUGAAGAAAAAAUUAUCCAUUAAAGUUACAGAGGGUAAUUUGAGUAAUUUGAGAGAGUUAGCUGGAAGAAUGAAGACCAUAUCAAGGAAUAUGUUCAAGAGGAAAUAUGGGAACUUAUUAGGUUUGCUGAAAGUGGAAGUUCAAGUUGCAGCACUCACAGCUUUGGCCCAAUACUACGAUCCACCGUUAAGAUGUUUAACCUUCCAAGAUUUUCAGUUGGUACCCACAGUAGAAGAAUUUGAGCAUAUUUUGGGUUUGUCAAUGAAGGGCAAGGUCCCCUAUAGAUACUCAGACCAACAUAUCUCAACUGUCACGUUAGCAGGGAUCUUGAAAGUGCAUCCUGCUGAGCUAGAAGGUUUUGGAGAAACAUUCAUGGAUGUGUUAGCUCUCACAUUCUACGGAGCCAUGCUUUUCCCUAACAUGGAGAAUAUCGUUGACCACACCGCCAUUAAUGUGUUUGUGGCUUACAAAAAUCAUUUAGAAAGCCCAGUUAAUGUAGUUUUGGCUGAUAUGUACGGAAGUCUCAACCUUUUCCAUGAGUUUAAGAAGAAGAAGAUGUUAUGUUGUUUACCUGUGUUGUACGUGUGGUUCAUCUCAAGAAUUAAUAAGGGCAUUUCAAAUGCUGAAGGUCCAGUUGAAGAAGUUUUAUUGAACAAGCCAGAAAUUAAAGGGGCAAAGGAUUGGGCCCAAUUUUUUGCAAGCUUGAAUGGGGGAAAGAUCAGAUGGUGCCUUCCUUGGCAAUCUAGGUCACGCAUCAUUUCAUGUGGAAAUUUUCCUAAUGUACCUUUCAUAGGCACAAGGAGCUGCAUAAAUUAUAAUCCUGUGUUAGCUCAACGACAAUAUGGGUAUCCCAUUCGGGGCACUCCAAGUCCAGGAGCUUUGCAGCCCAUAUGGACUCAUUAUGAGGAAGGAUUUUCCCUUGAUUUAAUUCGACAAAUUAAGUGUGCUUGGGAGGAGGUUAUGCGUGUGGAGGAAGAUCCAAGGUCUUGGAUAAUUAAGGACAAGAUGUCUUACAGUCGAUGGAUUAUGGAGAGAGUUAAAGUGAUAAAGCUACCCUUCAAGUCAGACUUCUCUCCUUCAGAACAACCACAACCAGCAGAAUCUGAGGAAGUGACAAUCCUGAAAGGAGAAAUAAAGAUCUCCAAAGGCUCCAACAAGAAUAUAUAG
Messenger RNA from Vigna unguiculata (cowpea), 1206 nucleotides. The record is from RefSeq and is a predicted model, not a curated record. NCBI's taxonomy places the organism in Eukaryota, Viridiplantae, Streptophyta, Magnoliopsida, Fabales, Fabaceae.